Molecule: messenger RNA, 1782 nt
Organism: Osmerus eperlanus (European smelt)
Lineage: Eukaryota; Metazoa; Chordata; Actinopteri; Osmeriformes; Osmeridae
Product: aerolysin-like protein
Exons: 2
Coding region: 143-1078 (311 amino acids)
Source: RefSeq, a predicted model, not a curated record
AAGGUGGUAAGUGGGGGCAGGGACAACUCUAUUUAAUGGAUUUCGUUUAUUGUAUAGCUGUUAUCUGGAAAAAUCAGUCUGGUGAGGAACAUCACAACUUUUGCUACUUAUUCACAACGGCCCUGUUCACAUCAAAUCAAGAAUGUCAUACCUUUCGCCCAUCUUAGUUAUUGGAGGACAAGGAGGUUCUGCCUUUGACUUCAGUGGUACCAACAGUGGAGCAACACUGAAAAAGAUAUGGGUGUGGGUUGUGAGCUCGCGGGUGAAGGCUUUGAAGAUUUGGCUUACUGAUGGUCAAAACCAAGAAUUUGGAAAUCCUGCAGGGGAUUUUUCUGAAUUUGAGUUCGGGGAUGGAGAGCAUAUCACCAAGCUUUCACUGUGGGGAAAUGGUGCUGGAACACGUUUGGGUGCUAUAAAAUUCCGAACAAGUUCCUCACGGGAGUUCUUUCCUCAAAUGACCGAAUGGGGGCUGAAAACUGAGUACCAUAUUGAUGUUGGCUCUGGGAUCUGCGUUGGACUUUGUGGAAGGUCUGGUUCAGACAUUGAUUCCUUAGGUUUCCAAUUCAUUAAUACCAUCAAGUCUACCGUAUUGAAGGAUGUCCAGUACCCCACACUUCAUGAUGUAAUACCCCAGGUGGCUGUUGAGGAAAUCAAGUCCAUGACCUACGAAAACAAAUCUACUGUCACUCAAGAAUACAAAUUGGAAACGUCUAAAACCGUCACCAAAAAGUCAUCGUGGUCUGUGACCAACAAGUUAGAAACAAGCUUUAACAUUGAGGUGAAAGCAGGAAUUCCAGAGGUAAUAGAAGUAUCUACUGGAUUUAGCUUCACAGUGGGAACAGAAAGCACACAUACUUUAGAAGAAGAGACAUCCACUACUGAGACUCUGUCUUUUCCGGUUAGUGUUCCUGCUGGGAAGACCGUACAUGUUGACGUCACUAUUGGUAGAGUUACAGUUGAUCUCCCCUACACUGCCACAGUGGAAAUUACCUGUCUCAAUAACAGUGUUCUGAAGUUUAACACCAGUGGAACCUACUAUGGUCUCACUUACACAGAUGUAAAAGUAGUUACAAAGUAAAAUCCUUAAACUGUUGCAUAGGCAGAUUCACAAUGAUUUAUGUGAUGUCUAUGUCUGAAAUAGUUAUCUGAGGACAGAUCAAUGUCAUCAAAGAAACCAUAGUUUAAACUGAUGUGUUUAACUUGUGAAAGAGACCAUGGGACAACAUAGUGAACUAUUUGAUUACGUUUGAAGAAUGGUGACUUUUAGGAAAGUUACACUGUAAAAAAACAUAUUUUUACAGUUUUUUAUUAUUCUUUUUCUUUUCUUUUCUCCAAAUUUUCCUUGUAUUUCAAAAGUAAAAGAAAUCUAUCUUAAAAGUAUAAUAAUAAAUCGUUGAUUUCAAUGUGUAAUGAUAUCACCCCAAAAAAUCGGUAUAAAUGGAAUAAAACAACAACAAAAAACAUUGCUUUUAGAAAUGACGUGUCAAAUCCUAAUGUCCGCUGUUGCAGGAGAACUCUUGAGGGUGUAUAAAAUCCUGUUCAUAUCAAUUUUACUUCAUGUAAGACAACUAGAAAAUGUAUAGGCAGUGUCUCCUCUAUGAAUUCAAUCAUUAAAAGAAGUGCUUGACCAAAUUGUAUUUGCUGUUUGAGCUUUAGUGCUUGCCUCGUGUAUCAGUUAAAAAAGUGUGCUGUGGCUAAGUUUCCACAGCAUGUGGAAGUCUACUCAGUUGCUGUACUAAUCAUUUUGUAAAACAAUCCAUCAAUAAAAUCUAGCAAUUCAGA